AUGUCUUCAAGUGAGAUCGCAACUCGUGGUGGUUUUGGCAAAUUUGAUCGGGGACGUGGUGGAGGAGGGAGAGGAUUUCAGGGAAGAGGAAGAGGUCGAGGUGGUGGUUUUUCACCAAGAGGUGGCGGUUUUUCACCAAGAGGUGGUCGAGGGGGAGGAUUUCGUGGAAGAGGUAGUGGCGAUAUGUCACCUCGAGGUCGUGGGGGAUUCAGUCCUCGAGGUAGGGGAGGAGGCUUCCAGAGAGGCAAUGGUAAACCGUUUCGCGGUGGAUUUGGUAAUAGAGGUGGUCGUGGCGAUCGUGACAAUGGUGCUUUCAAUCGAUCUGCAGAUGGAAAAACAUUCGAUAGCAGCAAUAAAAGGGGACGUUUUGGUGGGUCGUGGUCAGAAGGUGCGAAGAAGAAGCAGCAGCAGCAGCCAGAAAUGACUUCGAAACAAAUGAACGAACGAAGAAAGAAAAUCAAUGAUGACGAAGAAGAAAGUGAUAAUAGUGGUAGCAGCAACGGCGUAGAGGUUGUGAAGAAGACAGGUGCGCCCUCAACAGCGGAUACGACAAAAGAUAUAGAUAUGAUGAAGAAACCGUUGAAGAGGAAAGUAAUGGGUAAAUCAAAAAGUGAUAAUGCUGAUAUUAAAGGGAAACUGGCGAUGAAAAACAAAUUGAAAAAUAAGCAGCAAGAAAAGAAAACCGGAAAACAACAAGAGAGUAGUGAUGAUGAUGACGAUGAUGAUGAAGAGAUGAGUGAAGAAACGUCGUCAGAUGAGAACGAAGAACAAAACGAGGAAGAUGAUGAAAUGGUGAUGGCUGGAACAAUAAAGCAACGAAAAAAGGAAGUUACUAGCGGUGUUAUGAAUGGCGGUGUUAAAGCAAAAAAACCUAGAUUGGUAGCAGAUGAAGUUGAGGAUGAGGAAGAAGAUAGUGAUGGUGAAGAGGAUGAAGAUGAGGAGGAAGAGGAGGAGGAUGAAGACGAUGAGGAAGAUGAAGAAGAAGAGGAGGAAGAUGAAAAGGAACAAAUGGUGAAUCUUCAAGCCAAAUCUGUAGCCAAAACACCAACAAAAACAGGGAUAUCAAACGCAGUGAAAAGUGCUCUGAAAACACCAGGCACCAAAUCGGGUAAAAAGGUAAGCAUCGUUAGUGAUGGCGCGUCGUCAGUGAGCGAUGGAGUUGCCGCAGGAGGGGCGGCAAGUGCUUCAAAAGCUAAAACACCGCUCACACCUUACCCAGGCAAAAAACCUGGUUCAUUGGCUAAAAUUGGUGAAAGUGGAGCAGAGCGAAAAGGCACUCAGUUGAAGCAAGUGAAACAAAAACUGAAAUUUGAUGAGGAGGAUAGUGAAGAGGAAGAUGAAGAUGAGGAGGACGAGGAGGAGGACGAAGAAGAGGAUGAGGAGGAUGAAGACGAAGAAGAAGAGGACGAAGAAGAAGAAGAAACGGAGAAUGUCAUCGACCAGAAAAAAGCUGUAAAAAACGUUGUCACUAAAACAAAAGCAUCAACAGUUGAUCCAGAGAACCUGAAACGGAAAGCUGAUGGACCAGUACAAAUUUCAGCUUCUGGAGCAACACCAUCCAAAACUAUCAAGCUGAGUGCCACGCAAAAGGAAUUACUGAACGAAGAGGAGCGUCGACGAGAAGAUCGUGAUCGUAAGUCGUUGUUUGUCCGUGGCUUUAGUCAUGGCACAACUGCAGCCGAUCUGAAGACACUCCAUAGCGACAUUGUAGCUGUACGACACUUACCGAAUAGAUCGUUUGCCUGGUUGAUGUUCGCGACUGAAGAGCAUUGUGAUAAGGCUUAUGAAAAGAUUUGCAAAGAAACGGUAAAAGGGAAACGACUCGAAGUGGACUUCUGUGGUUCGAAAUCGAAGAGUACUGGCCAGCGCGUCGUAGCAGCAAGAGAAAAACAAAAGUUUACAAAGGAAGCGAUUAAUCCGUUAGAACUGUAUUUAAGAGGUUAUCCACCAUCAACCUCUAAAGAUCAAAUCAAAAUACUUUUCCGUAGCGCUACUUCAAUCACGUUCCCACCACCCGCAAAGGCCAAAAAUAAGCCGUUUUGUUUCGUGAAAUUCGACAAUGAAAAAGAUGCAAAAGCGGCGUUCGAGAAAGGGCGAACACUUCAGAUUGGUGGUGCACCGGUGAUGGAAGGUGGAGCUGCAAAGGAAAAAGAAGCAAUCACAAAGACAGCAACCGUUAGCAAUGCUACGGCUAAUAGUGAUAAGAAGAAGACAACAAAAGUAGUCAAUGGUGCACAGAAGUCUUCAGAACAGUCGAAACAAGUGCAGCAGCGAAAAACAGCAGCCUUAAAGGCAAGCAGUGGAGAUUCAGAUUCCGAAGAGAUCGAGUCAUCGGACGAAGGUAUCGAGGAGGUGCACGAGUCACCAUCAGCGAAGAAGCAGAAGCACGAGGAAGAGGAGGAGGAUGAUGACGAAGAGGAAGAUGACGAGGAAGAAGAAGAAGACGAUGAGGAGGAGGAGGAUGAUGAUGAG
Messenger RNA from Anisakis simplex (herring worm), 2472 nucleotides. The record is from the annotation of a GenBank genome assembly. Lineage: Eukaryota; Metazoa; Nematoda; Chromadorea; Rhabditida; Anisakidae.